GCGAAGACGUGCACGUUCUGCCUCGACGACUACGACGACGGCGACGCGCUGAGGACGUUACCCGAGUGCGGGCACCAGUUCCACGUCGACUGCGUCGAUCCGUGGCUCACGACGAAACGCGCGUGCUGCCCGGUGUGUAAGCACGACGUG
Messenger RNA from Micromonas pusilla CCMP1545, 150 nucleotides. RefSeq lists its product as uncharacterized. Lineage: Eukaryota; Viridiplantae; Chlorophyta; Mamiellophyceae; Mamiellales; Mamiellaceae. The transcript has a single exon. The record is from RefSeq and is a predicted model, not a curated record. The annotation marks the transcript as partial.